Messenger RNA from Spirometra erinaceieuropaei, 6165 nucleotides. NCBI's taxonomy places the organism in Eukaryota, Metazoa, Platyhelminthes, Cestoda, Diphyllobothriidea, Diphyllobothriidae. The record is from the annotation of a GenBank genome assembly.
AUGGUCGGACUGGACCUGGCGACUCCACAAACAGUCAUCUUCUUGGCCACUUUGGGCUUGAUUCCCGGCGUGAAAAUGGUGAGGGAUUGCUGGACUUCGUUGAUCAGAACCGACUGCUGUUACCAAAACGUGUUUUCAGCAUCGCAAGAAACAUCUGCUGACCUGGUAUUCAGACGACGGUCAGACGGCCAGUCAGAUUGACUACAUACUAGUCAGCUCAAUGUUCCGUAGCUGGGUUCACGAUGGCAGAUCGUUGCGUGGUGUUGAGACUGGUAAUUUCCAUGGGUUGGAUCAUGUCCUCGUUCGUACACGCUUGAAAGUUCACCUCUCAUUCGCGCAAAAAAUGCCAUGUCCUAGACGCCUGCAUGUCGCAAAAAUCCAGCAAACCAGCACUGCCGAGGCCCUGAGCAGAGAAAUGCGGACCUGUUUUACGACCCGAGCCGACGGAGAAGUCAGUAAACAGUGAUCGUCACAUGAAAACAUCUGUCAAUGGUGCAGCUGAGGAAAUCCUUGGAUAUACUCAGCAGCGCCGCAGUGACUGGAUCAGCGGAAGAACCCUGCAGUUGUCUGCUCAGACGGCUCGAGCCAGGUCCCGUAGUGAUGAUUCCUUCCGCCGACUUCGGAAGAUGGCGGCAAAGUCGGCCAGGGAUGACCGGAAGCAAUAUUGAGCUGAAAUAGCGACCUCCAUGGAACAGGCCUCGAACGUUGAUGACCUCGAAAACUCUACCAACUUAUCCGCCAAGUUUGGGGAAGCUCUCUAUACCGAGUAACACAGUUCGCGACGUGAAUGGCGGCCUUUUUGCUGACAACUCGACCGAAGUCGGGCGCUGGCGUGAGCACUUCGAGCUCCAUCUCAACUUCAAUACCCAACAUACCUCGCCCUUGCUCUCUUCCUCAGCGGAGUUUCUUCCCUCUCCAACCUAUGCAGUGCCAUGUGAUCCUACUUCUGAAGGAGAGGUCUCCGAUGCCAUACGAAAGCUACGCAACAACAAGACACCUGGGGAGGACGGUAUACCCGCUGAAAUCUACUAGUCUUGUGUCGACACUCUGGCGCCCUUGUUGCAUGAGGUGACUGAACAGGCGUGGAGGAACGAGGUUGUUCUUGAUGGCUGGGACUUAGAUAUCUCUGUACCUAUCCUCAAGAGGGGAGAUAAGAAAGAUGUGAGAACUACCGCGGCAUAAGCCUCCUCGACGUUGCUGCGAAGAUCUUCGCUAUUGUCUUACUCAGUUGAUUCCAGGCUGUGCGUGACCCUAGGACGAGGCCCAACCAAGCCGGAUUCCGUCCUGGAUGUGGUUGCGCGGACCAGAUAUUCAAACUAAGUCGCAUUCUUGAAGUUCGCCAUAGUUACCAGCAACCGAUAACCGUCUACUUUUUUGACUUUGCCGCCGCGUUCGAUUCCAUCCAUCGUGAGUCCCUGUGGCGGAUAAUGGCACUAGGUGGCGUACCGCCAAAAAUUAUCGCCAUGAUCAAGGCCUAUCUUCGCUCAACCCCCGCGCGAAUUCUGGUUCAAAGAAUCUUUUCCAACCCUUUGGUAUUCGGUCUGGCGUUCAACAGGGUUGUAUCCUGUCGCCCAUUCUGUCCAACUACGCUAUUGACUGGUUUUCUCAGGAGGGCCCGAAGGUGACGGUGCUGAAUUUGCACUCGGACACCGACUGACUGAUCUCGACUAUGCCGAUGAUACUGCCUUACUUGCUUCAAGUUUUCGUGGUCUACAGUCCAUGGUGUCACGGGUGAACGAGGUCGCCAAAUCGGUCGGUUUAUCCAUUGCCGCUGGGAAGACUAAAGUGUUUUAAAGCUGCAUCCCUGACCAGGAGAAGGCACCUCUCGGGAUUGAUGGCUGUCAACUUGAAGAAGUAGACAGUUUUAAAUGCCUCGGGACGAAGCUGGUGCCAAAUGGCCAGAGCAAGGAUGGCAGUGUCUCCCGAAUUGAUGCUGCCCGACGGGUUUUCUCAAGCCAUAGAAAAUGUCUAUGGAUCCGACGCGACAUCUCCAUCGUCACUAAGAUUCGCGCGUAUCGUACGUCUGUCCGGUCUGUCCUUCUUUGUGGUUGUGACUGUUGUGCCGUGCGCUUGGAGGACGAGCGAAAACUGGAGGUAUUUGACCGCCACUGCAUGAAGACCAUCCUUCGAGUGAAGUACGCUGACUUGAUAAUACUUGCGAUAACAUCGCAAGGAUGGAUAAUCUAGGCCAUUCAGAAAGUCGACUAAGGUGGUUUGGGCAUGUUCUUCGUCGUCCACCUCAGAAGCUGAGUGUUACUGCCCUCGAUCCGGCACCGUUACCCCAUUGGAGGUGUCGAUGAUGGGUUCAACUCAAAACCUGGCUUGACACAGUUCGUCAAGACAUGUAGGUGGUUCUUAGUCCUUCGGUAUUCGGUCUCCGUCGUUGGCGAAGAAAGUGGGUUGAACUGUUCAGAUCUGCUGCCGCGGAUCGUCACGCGUGGAGAGAUGCAAGCAAGCAGUAAGAGAGGGAGAGAGAUGUUGCGUUACUAUGUAAACCUGACGUGUCUGACGACUUUUGGCAUCAGUUAGGAUUCUGGCGCGGGUGGUGCUUUACUCUGACAACGUCAGGAUCGUUUGCACUACCGACUUUGCUAAAUUUCACCCGCUGGUGAAUGGGUGUAUUUUUGGCAAAGCAGUCAUCCAAUCAAGCAAACGGAAACUGAAGGAUUAUAUUAGAGCGCGCAGAGAGAAGCCCUAGGAUCCCGACUUCGCGGAUAGGAGGCCUUGCUAACGUCCGACUUUCAGCCGUUCAUCAGGCCGUCUGCGUCCGGCGCUCCAUAGUGGUCGCGCAUCUGUCAGAAAUAAGUCAUAUUAGCAACUGAAUCAUGCGUCCAGGUUAAGAGACUGACCCGAGGGGAGUUGUUUUCCAGUUCUCGGGCUACAUCUGAAAACUUCAGUCUUAUUUUAUGCUAUUGCCUAUUUCAGUACGCCAUCGAGGAGGCACGGCUGGUAAACGAGUACACAGAGGCUGAUCGCCUUGAAAGGGCAGCCUAUGAGAAGUUUGGCAGUCAUUUACGCUACCUGCACGCCGAGGAACGCAACUACGACAAGCGGAUGCGGCAGUGGGCACUCAUUGGCAGUAUUACCCUCAGCUUUCUCUCGGCUGCGAUCACCUGGUUUCGUCUUCGUGCGCGGGCGGUUGAUCCGGUCAGUCCUCAUCUUCAUCUUGCACUUUCCCUUUCACGGAUUUGAUCAUGCUACUGAAAAUACUGACAGGGCUUGUGUCGUUUCAAUACUUUACUGAACCACGCGGUGUGCCCCUAUGUACCGACUGUCUUUUUUAGUCAAAAGUUCAUUAGGCCCGUUAAUAAGUUGCCUUCGUCGAAUUGGCGCGCUAAUGAGGCCGGGCUUAUAGAACCUAGCUCCACACCAUCCCUUAAACGACGGCAUUUUAACGCCCCAGUGGAGUUUUUUGUGCCACCUAAAAUGCCACUCAUAAAUCAAACAUUGAAGAUUGUUGGUAAAUUUCCCGUAACAUGAAUUUCAGUGUUCUGUAUUAGGGUAGAUUUAAAAAUAUCGAUAAAUUGCCUUUUCAGUGGCAUUUUGAUGUUAAAAGCACACUAAGUCGUAGACUACAUCUCAAAGAUAUGACAGCAAGAGGACUUCUUCGAAGCUCGAGUAUAUCUGGAAGCAACUCAAGGGUUCUUAAAAGGAUGUAAUUUUCGGCAAAAUGCUAGCUGGAAACUAAUCUCUAGUAUGAAGAAAUGUCCUUGCAUAACCACCUCAGACCAUCACAUACUGCUUAGUUGCGUGGGACUCUCUCACCUCACAAUGACUGACGAUUUUUGAGAGACCGGAGCUUCCGGUUUACCUCAGCUCACUAUUGUCGAUCGCCUAGAAGUUGCAGGUCUGUAUAAGACAGCAAACCCUAGUGUCUGUUUUCUUCCGACCCAAAAGGUCCGUGUGAACGGCUUUUCCCAUAUCCAGAGUAAGCACAGGAAUAUUUUUUUCUAGUGAAAGCGAUGGAACCAUGCAUCUCGUGAGAAGUACUUGGAUGAUAUUUGUUGGCAGUGGUUAUCUAGGCCCCAAGUCACACAUUCUGACAGGACAUUGGUAGCAUCCCAAGCCGUUUACCUCAUUACAGAUACAAAGGAAACAUUUGAACGUAAAUUGGCCGACUGCAUGAAACGCUGCUUACUAGGGCACGGAAAUACGGAUGCCGGCAUUAUGCAGUGCGUGACCGAUCUCAUAAAUGUUGGCCGAAAUUCGUUUUCGAUUAGGAAGCAUUACUUUGGUGGGGUUGUAAUAUUGAUUAUCACGCGGCAUGAUCCUAUAGUAUUUCGGACUCGCCAGGAUGAUGGCUUUCGAUUCCACUUCUUUCCUACCUGCAGAAACCACACUCGGUAAAGAUUGACGACUUAUAUAGCAUGCAUUUUUCACAUUGAUUUUCGAUGGUUUUAUAAAUUCAAAUAUAUUUUAUAGAAACCAUGCAUAAAACUAUGCUUCCUUUUAUUUUUUUGGUAGAUAACCCUGUUACCUUUGCGUUUUAUGUCCGAAAAAAGGGCAUAUUUGGGUUUGGAAAAUGUUUCCCGAUUCCCGAAUAAUUUUGAGCUUGAUCUGUCGUUGCAUUAGCGUUUAGCGAUUUCAGACUACAAAGUGUAUGCUUUCCGCGUAAGGAGAAUCAUAUAUUCCUCAAUGCCCUUAAGAAAAUAUCAUAUAAAGUUCAUGAAAUUUUGCAGUGAAUGCGGGCUCUGAUGUACAUUUUGUGAGCAGCAUUGGUAGACGUGCAUGUGCGAUGCUGUAUGUAUGGACAUCGCAUGGUCUUAAAAAUCUUAUAAUUAGAAACUUUUUUAAAACCGAAAUAUACACUUUCUUCGGGCAUAAAAUGUGAAGGAAAUGCUAUCUUCUACCAAACGAGCAAAAGAAAACAUAUUUUAUGUACGGUUUCUAUAAAAUAUAUUUGAAUUUAUAAGACCAUCAAAAAUUAAUGUGAAAAAUGCAUGCUAUAUAAGUCGUCAAUUUCUACCGAGUGUUGUUUCUGCAGGUCGGAAAGAAGUGGAAUCAAAAGCCAUAGUUCCGGCGAGUCCGAAAUACUAUAAGAUAAUGCCGCACCAUAAUCAAUAUUACAACCCCACCUAAGUAAACCUUCCUAAUCGAAAACGCAUUUCAGAAUUUCGGCCAACAUUUCAUGAGAUCGGUCACGCACUGCAGCUGGCUUUGUAUUAAAUGCCAUAGGGUGAUGGCUAUAGUUAGGGUUUUGAGGGUUUGUGUUAUGUUCAGGAGGGUCACGGUUAAGGUUAGGAUAUGGGAAUAGGUGCAUUCUGAAAUCUAACGCAAGAUCACUUGCCGUACGGGGUCCGUAUUCCGUGUCCGGCUCAAAGACCAUGUAUAGCGCAACAGUAUGUGUCUGGAGUUUCAUUCCCUGAAAAUCAGACAGUGCUAAAUACCAUCUUCCUCUUUGGUGUAACCAGGUCGGUGCUAGAGCGACAUUUCACAAAUUCACUGUAACGUUAUCCAUGCAUACAUUCCUGUCAUUUCAAAUAUUUUGUAGGAAGUUAUGUUUGAUGCAUACCUGUACAUCAUUAACGGCAGUAGUCCUGCACAUUUCUAUCUGGUACUCUAAGUCCCUGGAUGGUUUUGCCGCCUAUGCUUCCUUAUUGCAGAUUACGUUACAGUCUAACUUCCUUGGCUCUUCCAGCACUGUUUGCCUACUAACGCUAUUGUUUAUCAUGUUUGUGAACCUCAUCUUUGAUUUUGUUAUUUCUAGGUCAAACUUGAGGAUGGACUAAAAUCAGUAAAAAAGCUACUCUUACUCUCGGUGAGUACGCUUUACUUACAUUGACAGUUAGUUUGCGUGCUAGUUACGAGGUCUGCACCCUCCGCUAAUUGGGUUCUUAUUUUUGUCCACCCCUUUCAGGAGGAGAUACACAAGAGCGUUGACGCCAUCCCGCAAGAGGUAGGCCCCUCUUUUGAGCUCAUUAUUGCCCUUUUUGGGUCGUCUAAGACCCUUUCCCCUUCUCACCGAUCUUCCGCUACUAACACCGCUUUGCCUAGGUUGCUCGCAUCUGCACCCUGACGUCAUUUCAACCUGAUUCAACAGUUCCGUCCACUUCCUCCUCUUCUUUGCCACCCUCUUUGCCUGUCAUCUCGAAGGGCUGGAGCACCACGCAUCUCCUGGUUUCGGCCGUUGCUGGUUAUCUGCUGUUCAGGUUCCUCUUGGGUUAA